AUGAUUUGGAAGCUUUUGAUGGGAAUCAUUGUAGAGAAGUUAUACCGACAUCUGGAGAGGAAUGGACUAUUAGUAAAUGAUGAGCAGAAAGGCUGUAGAAAAGGAAGCCGAGGAACAAAGGAUCAAUUGCUUGUAGACAAAACAGUUGUGAAAAACUGCCGCAGAGAGCUGACAAAUUUAUCAAUGGCUUGGAUAGAUGAUAUGGUGCCCCCAUUCGUGGAUGCUGAAAUGCCUGGAGAUGGUUGGUGCAGCCAAAAAUAUGAUCUCUGUAAUCAGCAACAGCAUGGAGAACAGGCCCCAGUUGUUAAAAUAGUGAAUAGCGCUAUCCGCUGAAUAAAUCUCUGCCCAUCGAAAAACUCUACUGGUUUCCCUUAUAAUUACCCACCGGAUAGUGAUUUAUCCUGUGGAUAGGGCUAUCCACUUUUUGAACGACUGGAGCCUAAAAGACAAAGUUGACAUCAGGUGGAGUAGAGCUUCGGAUAGUUGAUAUCAGAAGAGGAAUAUUUCAAGGAGACUCCCUGUCACCCUUGCUGUUUAACGUAGUCAUGUUGCCCAUGACCCUCGUGGUGCGAAAGAAGCUGGAUACAGACUGGCAAAGGACAUGAGACCCAUCAAUCAUCUGUUGUUCAUGGAUGAUCUGGAGCUGUACGGAGCUAUCAAAGACCAACUUGACUCACUUAUUCAAGUGGUAAGGAUCUUCUCAGAAGAUAUCAAGAUGUCGUUUGGGCUAGAAAGUGCACUGUCUUGGAAAUUAGAAAAGGGGAGGGUUGACAGCAGUGGAAUAGACCUAACCGAAGACCAGCACAUCGGGGAAGUUGAGGAGGGGGCCUACAGAUAUCAUGGAAUUUUACAAUUGGACCAGACU
Porites evermanni is the source of this 865-nucleotide messenger RNA. NCBI's taxonomy places the organism in Eukaryota, Metazoa, Cnidaria, Anthozoa, Scleractinia, Poritidae. The record is from the annotation of a GenBank genome assembly.